GAUAUAUAUUACAGGGAUGAAAAACGCUAUUAACCCCAAAAUAUUUGAUGGAGGACGAAUUUUAAGAAGGGUAAGAAUAGGAGGAUGAAAAGUGCAAUUAAGAAAGAAAGAAAAAAAGUAAAUUAUGCUCUAAAAACCCAUUGAAGGCCCACAAACAAACAACCACGAACCAGUACAAAAUCAAACAACAGAGACACUGGUGAAUUUUCUCACUCACAAACCGUAAUGGCCGUUUGGUCUCUUCGCCCUAAGACAUGCCCAUGCCCAUCCUCACCCUCACCACUACAAUCUUCUUCUGGUUUCACUACAACUAAUUUUGGCCAUGUUUCAUUUUCAACAAUCGCAUACCCUACACUUUCCGUCAAAUAUUAUGUCAACGUACAAAUCAAUAUCGUAGACGAUGACGAACCCGAAGAUGAACUCAUCAAUCGCUUCAGAAAAGAGGUUAUUAUGGCUGGAGUUUUUCAAGAAUGCCGACGCCGAAGAUUCUUUGAGACUCCUCAAGACAAGAUCAAAAGGAAAGCCCGAGAAGCUUCUAAAAGAAACCGUAAACGGAGGCCGUAUAUUCCUCCUGCACGGGAUAAAUAUGAAUAUGAUUAUCCAAAUAAGAAAAAGGACGAUGAUGGUGAAGAAGAGGAUAAUUGGGAACUUUUAGAUGUUGAUGUUCCAUAUUCUUGAAAUUUAAAUGUAGAAACAAGCAGAAAUGAAUGAAACUUUUUGAAUAAAAGCAUUUGACUCUCUUCUAUGUUCUCCCUAUGUCAAAGUCCUUCUCUGUCCGAAGCUGCUGCUCUCACUACCCUGAGACGUAAUUCCCUGGCUCAUAACUUUCACUUUACUCCAAUUACACAGAUCAAGGAAAGGAAAACAUUGCUUACUUAUAGUUUUAAAGAUGGCUGCUGAUGUUGAAUUGCUUGUGCGGACCUUCGUUCUGUUCUGAUUUUAUCUUCUUCAUUUUGUUUGUAAAUAUUGCAUAUUGCAAAGCCAUUAGUGUUUGCACUGUUAGCUUUUAUACUGUUUGUUUUAUGAAUAUUUUCUUUAGGCUAUACUUCCUAUAUGGCAUAUUUUACUCGGAUUGUUUA
Medicago truncatula (barrel medic) is the source of this 1079-nucleotide messenger RNA. Its product is annotated as 30S ribosomal protein S21, chloroplastic. The record is from RefSeq and is a predicted model, not a curated record. Gene Ontology annotation, molecular function: structural constituent of ribosome. The transcript has 2 exons. Bases 226 to 678 code for a protein of 150 amino acids. Gene Ontology annotation, biological process: translation. Gene Ontology annotation, cellular component: ribosome. NCBI's taxonomy places the organism in Eukaryota, Viridiplantae, Streptophyta, Magnoliopsida, Fabales, Fabaceae.